UAAGCAAACCACCUUUUCUGUUUCCUCCGUCUUGCUAUCUGUUCACUCCAAUCUCUUAAGACCUUCAUGAGCUGGUGCUUAUACGUGCAGUUUUCACCCCAUCCUUGGAAUAAAAUGUACAAAACUGACACCUACCGAUUAAUGAGCGUUUUACACCACCGAAAUGUGGCGUCACGUGAUUUUACUUCCGCAACUCAUGACACCACUCAUUCAAAACGAGAGUGUACUCAGGGAAGUAGCUACUGCAGCUCACAGUGUUCAUGUAUAUGCUGCAUGUGAAGUUAGAUUAAUUUAAAUGUACACUUGAAGCGGAACGGCAGGCUGUUGUUAGGAUUCCACAUGUCUUUGUUUACAGCUGGAGGCGCACUGCUGCUGCUGCUGGUGUUUGGACAGUCGCUUGGUGCACCUCGUUCCUUCAGCGUGGACUACAAGAGCAACUGCUUUCGGAAAGAUGGAGAAGAGUUUCGUUAUAUAUCAGGAAGCAUCCAUUACAACAGGAUCCCCAGAGUCUACUGGAAAGAUCGACUGCUGAAGAUGUACAUGGCCGGACUGAAUGCGAUCCAGACGUACAUUCCGUGGAACUACCAUGAGGAGUCUCCAGGCCAGUACAAUUUUAGUGGAGAGAAGGACGUGGAGUAUUUCCUUCAGCUCGCUCAAAAAAUUGGUUUACUGGUCAUCCUGCGGCCAGGACCUUACAUAUGUGCAGAGUGGGACAUGGGUGGACUGCCCGCUUGGCUUCUUACCAAGAAAGACAUUGUGCUGCGCUCUUCAGAUCCAGAUUACAUCGCGGCAGCAGAUAAGUGGAUGGGAAAGUUACUGCCUAUGAUAAAGCCUUAUCUGUAUCAGAACGGUGGUCCUAUCAUCACUGUACAGGUGGAGAAUGAAUACGGCAGUUACUUUGCCUGUGACUACAACUACUUGCGUCAUCUGUCAAACCUGUUCCGAACCCAGCUGGGGAAGGAGGUGGUGCUCUUCACCACAGAUGGGGCUGGGGUCGGUUAUCUCAAAUGUGGCUCAAUACAAGGUCUCUAUGCCACUGUAGACUUUGGGCCAGGCACAAAUGUAUCUGCUGCCUUUGAUGCACAGAGACACGCUGAACCUCACGGACCUUUGGUGAACUCCGAAUUUUACACUGGGUGGCUGGACCACUGGGGAUCACGUCACAGCACCGUGUCGUCUGCAGCCUUGGUCAAGUCCCUGAACGAGAUCCUGGCCAUGGGAGCAAACGUCAACCUGUACAUGUUCAUAGGAGGAACAAACUUUGGAUACUGGAAUGGUGCCAAUGAACCAUAUGGCGCACAGCCUACGAGCUACGACUAUGAUGCACCGCUCACAGAAGCAGGGGACCUCACAGAGAAGUACUUUGCUAUUCAAGAGGUGAUCAAAAUGUACCAUAAAAUACCAGAGGGACCAAUACCACCAACAACUCCAAAGUAUGCAUAUGGGGCUGUUGUGAUGAAAAAGCUCCAGACAGUAUUAGAUGCCUUAGAAAAACUGUCCUUCUCCGGCCAAGUCAAAAGCCUGUAUCCUCUGACUUUCAUUGAACUGAACCAGGCUUUUGGUUAUAUCCUCUACAGGACUACUCUGCCUGUUAAUUGCACCACGCCGACUCCACUGUCAUCUCCGCUGAACGGAGUCCAUGACAGAGCAUAUGUGUUGGUGGAUGGGAUGGCUGUGGGGAUUCUUGAAAGGAACAGAGCCAUAACUGUAAAUGUGACUGGGAAGGCUGGCAGUCAGGUUGACAUACUGGUGGAGAACAUGGGCCGCAUCAACUAUGGAAAAGGCAUCAAUGACUUCAAGGGUUUGGUGUCCAACCUGACUCUGGGGAAAGACACACUCACUGGCUGGACCAUGUACAGUCUCAAUAUUGAUGAAGCAGUCAAGCAGGGCCUCCUCGGGGACAGAGAGGCCACACCAGCAGACCCUCCUCAGCCUGUUGCUUUCUCUUCUCCAGCCUUCUACAGUGGCAGCUUCAUCAUCCCUGAUGGCAUCCCAGACCUUCCCCAGGACACCUACAUCAAGCUGCCCAAAUGGAAAAAGGGCCAGGUCUGGAUUAACGGCUUUAAUAUUGGACGCUACUGGCCAGCUCGGGGCCCUCAGGUGACGCUUUUCGUUCCUGCUUACAUCCUCAGCACAGCUGCACCCAACAAUGUGACUGUCCUGGAACUGGAAGAAGCUCCUUGCAACUCGGAGCCGUGCACGGUGGAGUUUACUGCCACCCCCAUCCUGAAUGCAACAGUGCACUCUGAUUACAAACAGAGCAGGAGAUUGUUUGUUAAAGAGGAUUUGUUGUGAUAUUAAGGGAACUCACUGCUGCACAAAACCAAUUAAUUUGCACUGCUUGCUGUUGUACAUUCCCAGAACAGCACUUGUCAUAUAAACUGAAUAUAUAGUUGAUUCUUAAAGAUCUGUUUUAUGGUACUGAAUGUUAAAGGAGACUGAUGAUUGAAUGUGUCUUGUGAAUGUGAAUGCCAAGUGCUUUUUUUUACCAUCACUUCAAUGUUCAAAUUUUUUCACAGGGAUUACAGCACUGCCAUGAAACAGGAGUCUGUCUUUCAGAGAAUGUUUUAUGUGAAAAACCAGGGAAAUACUGCUGAUAUGCAGCUUCCAUAGAUCUUAAACAACUUUGCAUAUAUGCUGAAUCUGUAUGAUUUAAUAAUAAAGUUCCUCUCAGAAAGGUAA
Messenger RNA from Monopterus albus (swamp eel), 2682 nucleotides. It is a transcript of the gene glb1, whose product is annotated as galactosidase, beta 1. The coding region runs from base 340 to 2295 and encodes 651 amino acids. Gene Ontology annotation, molecular function: beta-galactosidase activity. Gene Ontology annotation, biological process: carbohydrate metabolic process. The transcript is spliced from 16 exons. NCBI's taxonomy places the organism in Eukaryota, Metazoa, Chordata, Actinopteri, Synbranchiformes, Synbranchidae. The record is from RefSeq and is a predicted model, not a curated record.